This is a messenger RNA of Tupaia belangeri chinensis (Chinese tree shrew), 551 nucleotides long. It is a transcript of the gene H2BN1, whose product is annotated as H2B.N variant histone 1. Gene Ontology annotation, cellular component: nucleosome. The transcript has 2 exons. The coding region runs from base 34 to 396 and encodes 120 amino acids. Lineage: Eukaryota; Metazoa; Chordata; Mammalia; Scandentia; Tupaiidae. Gene Ontology annotation, molecular function: protein heterodimerization activity; structural constituent of chromatin; DNA binding. The record is from RefSeq and is a predicted model, not a curated record.
CUGAGCUAGCAGUGCGAGAGCUGAGUCUUCAACAUGUACUUCAUUUGCUUAAAUGGCCUAAGAUUCCCUAGGAAGAAGGCUGAAAUUUAUACCAAAACCAAGAAGAAAAACGACUGUGCCAACUUGGCUAUUGGGAAGAAGAGGAAGAGGAGAAAGGAUAGGAGGAAGAAGAAGGAGGUCUACUUUAGUUACAUGGGGAAAAUCCUAAAACAAACCCAUCCCGACUUCAGUGGGCGCUCCUGGGUCUUGGACGUGCUGGGCUCCCUGGAUGGCUGUCAACUGGAGUGGGUUAGUCUGGAGGCGUUCCGGCUGUCCUUAUACAACCACAGAAGAGCUGUCACCGGCAGAGAGAUCCUUGAAGCCAUCAAGCAGAGAGCCUCGCAGAAGAGCUUUUGAAUAAAUGAAGUUGUUCUGAAUGGUGCUGUUGUUGAAAUGACUGUACUUUCUCCCAAAAAACUGGAUAUGCCAGGAGGCUGGUUUGGAAGACUAGGCAUCUGAUGCAGCAAGUGCUCCUCAGGAGUUUUGGUGCUGCGCAUUGUCCUCUGGGUCCU